This is a messenger RNA of Necator americanus (New World hookworm), 1011 nucleotides long. RefSeq lists its product as uncharacterized. Gene Ontology annotation, cellular component: membrane. The transcript has 8 exons. Gene Ontology annotation, molecular function: transmembrane transporter activity. Lineage: Eukaryota; Metazoa; Nematoda; Chromadorea; Rhabditida; Ancylostomatidae. Gene Ontology annotation, biological process: monoatomic anion transport; transmembrane transport. Bases 1 to 1011 code for a protein of 336 amino acids. The record is from RefSeq and is a predicted model, not a curated record.
AUGCUCAAUGGACUCGUUGGCUCAGAAUCUUCUCAAAAAACGUCUUCUACGUCGACUCGAAAUUACUUCGCCAGUCUCGACGACAACCAUGAGGAGACGAAAGAAAUGCUCGAGAUCAGCGAUGAAGCAACUGCCAACGGAGUGUCAUCUAUGGAGAAUUCAGAUGAUGUAAAAACGGCGAAACUUCCUCAUUUUCCGCUGUUUUCACCGAGAUCUGUGCGACUAUGGAUCGGCAUGCUACUAACGACAGGACUCUACGCCACAGUAUCUAUGAGAGUGAAUUUGAGUAUGGCAGUCGUCUGUAUGGUAAACUCGACUGCGUUUUCAACUGAAUCGCCAGCGAACAGCACUUCUGAACCAACCGCAUCUCCGAAGUGUGGAGCGAUAAACACGGAUAUCAAGACUGCUGCUCACGCUGGAUAUACGGGCGAUUUAUUAUGGAGUCCAGCAAUGCAGUCCCUCCUCCUCUCAGCAACAUUUUAUGGUGCAUUGGGAACUAUUUCUUUUGCUGGUAUACUAGCGGACAGGUAUGGUCCAAAGAUGAUAGUUAUAGUUGCCACUUUGGAUUACGUUAUCAUCACAUUAUUAACGCCUUUCCUGGCUAAAUGGUCUUACUAUGCCUAUUUUUUAUCCAGAAUCACCAUGGGUAUCGGAGAGGGUUUCAUUUUUCCUUGUUUCGCAACAAUUGUUGGAAAAUGGUUCACCCCGGCAGAAAAAUCAACAGUUGCAGCGAUGUACACCUCCGGCAAUCAGCUCGCUGCUGGAUUUACCUCAAUGAUCUCCUCAUACCUUUGUACAUUAGGUCCUGGAUGGCCCAUAAUAUUCUACAUAUUUGGUGCAGUUGGCUGCCUUUGGUUAAUAUUAUGGACAGUAUUCGCAACUAAUUCCCCUACCAAUAAUCGAUUCAUAUCCGAAGAAGAAAAGGCUUAUCUCUCAGAACAUAUUCAUCAUGGAAAAACUAAAAUAAGCUGCCUGUUCCAUGGAAGCGAAUGCUCUCCUCACGACCCCUGA